Molecule: messenger RNA, 1044 nt
Organism: Aplosporella prunicola CBS 121167
Lineage: Eukaryota; Fungi; Ascomycota; Dothideomycetes; Botryosphaeriales; Aplosporellaceae
Exons: 4
Coding region: 1-1044 (347 amino acids)
Cellular component (GO): cytoplasm
Molecular function (GO): glutathione transferase activity
Source: RefSeq, a predicted model, not a curated record
AUGGCAACCGAGGGCCAGGACAAGAAGAACAUUCUCAAUUGGGUCGACCCGAAGGACAAGACCGGCGAGUUCAAGCGCCAGACCUCCGUCUUCCGGAACUUCAUCUCGCGGAAGCCCGGCGCAGAAUUCCCGCCUGAGAAGGGCAGAUACCACCUCUAUGUCUCAUAUGCAUGCCCAUGGGCGCACCGCACGCUGAUUGUCCGGAAGCUGAAGGGGCUGGAAGACUUCAUUGGGUUCACGUCGGUGCACUGGCAUAUGGGCGAGAAGGGCUGGCGUUUUGCGACACCAGACGAGAACCUACCAGGCGAGAACUCCGGUCCUGAUCCCCACCACCCGGAGUACACGCACCUGCAGGACAUCUACUACGAGAAUGACAAGGACUACAAUGGGCGCUUCACAGUACCGACGCUGUACGACACAAAGCAGAGGCGGAUCGUGAGCAAUGAAAGCAGCGAGAUCAUCCGCAUGCUCUACUACGAGUUUGACGACCUGCUGCCCGAGCCCUACAAGUCCAUUGAUCUGUUCCCGGAGGCGCUGCGCGAGAAGAUUGAAGCUACCAACGACUGGACGUACAACGACAUCAACAACGGCGUAUACAAGAGCGGUUUCGCGACCACGCAAGAAGCGUACGAGAAAAACGUAACGACGCUAUUCAAAGCGCUCGACCGCGCCGAGGAGCACCUCGCCUCCUCGCCCGGUCCCUACUACUUCGGCGACAAGAUCACCGAAGCCGACGUCCGCCUCUACACGACCAUCAUCCGCUUCGACCCCGUCUACGUCCAGCACUUCAAGACCAACCUCAAGGACAUCCGCUCCGGCUACCCGGCCCUGCAUAAGUGGGUGCGCAAGCUCUACUGGGACGUCCCGGCGUUCCACGACACGACACAGUUCGACCAUAUCAAGAAGCACUACACCAAGAGCCAUAAGCAGAUCAACCCCUUCAACAUCACUCCCUUAGGCCCGGUCCCGCAUAUCUUGCCCAAGGAUGAAGAGGUCAAUGCUGCGAAUGCGCUGUUGAGGACCACGAACGAGCCGUCUGUCUAA